CUGCCAAACGACGGCAGCAGUCGUCUGGAUCCUGGAUCCCUCCCAGUGAGCGCGAGUGGGCACGUGAUAACGUGAUUUUAUAUACUUAUCUAUGAACGCGGUGGACGGCCCUCCUAACCGCAUACGAUUAAUACAAUAACAAUAAACAACAAUAACAAUGUUUAUAAUAAUUAAUAUAAUACUACAGAUAGGCUAUUUGUUGUAACCGCCUAGCGGCACGCCGUUAUUUUUGGCGAUUAUUUCGUUUUAUUGUGCGCGAUUAGUGUUUAUUAUAUUUUUCUACUUUCUAGUCAUUACCGUUGACUGCAAACGCUUGUCGCCUUUUGAUUGUGCGGUAUUGCAGGCGAUUCGCCAUGUCACUAGGGUGGAUAUAGUGAGUUUUAGCGACCAAGUCAAAGGUGGCGGCGGUGCCUAGGACCUGACUCGGCUACAUGACCGAUGUGACGUUCGGUGAGAUAUGUGCGACGAGAAGCUUCAGCAGUCGCAAAAGCCAAUAAAUGGAUUGGGUUGUCAUCAACCAGUGGCGAUGCUUAACAGCAACGGUGGCACCGCCAGUAACAGCAAGUACAUUACUUUGGAGGAGAGCAUGGAGAUCAUUAAUCAGCAGAGCCAGGAGAUUUAUGAACUAAGGACCCAGUUGAAUCUCGUAAUGAACGAGCGAGACAUGUUGCUCAGCGAAGUUGGGCGCCUCAAAUUUGAUAUGGAACUAUACGAACAAAGAACAACUUUGCAUGAUGUCAGGGAGGACAAAUAUGAAAAGAGCAAUAACAGAAAUUUCUUAAAUCAGUGUGAACAAUACAGUCAUUGGCCAAAUACUACCACUAAAAAUAAUAUGGUUCAACCAGAGCUAUUUCAUACAACUGCUUCGUAUGAGCUAUCACAAGAUUUGAUUGAAAAACAAAUUGAGUUGCUUGAAAGAAAAUAUGGUGGAGACAAAGCUAGACAAGCGGCAUUAGUCAUACAAAGAGCGUUCCGCCACUACAUGUUAGUGAAAAAGUUUGCUCACAUCACAGCUAUGGCCAAAGCUGAAAAAAGACUUAGCAAACGGUUAGAAGAAACCCAAAGUCUGCGAUCUCACGAUAGCCAGUUGAGUGUCAGAUCAGGAUCGCUAAGAGAACGACGAUCGGGCUAUUCUCCUACCAAAUGUAACUCUCUUCCACGUUCUCGUUCAGGCCGUUGUGAUAUAAACUAUUAUUAUGGUUUAGAGUCUUCUUGUGCACAUUUCUACUCACAUAAUUACAGUUACAAUGACAUGAAAGAGGAUAUUACUAGUCAAAUGACACAUCAGAAAAUGCCUAACUACUUGUAUGCCAGUGGUCAUCAUUGCAAUGAUUCCGACACGUAUAGACAAAGUCAUACUGGUAUAGAGUGCAAUCAGUACCCUACCAACACCUCUUCAUCGUCAUCAUGUAUGUACACUGUGAGCUCUGCAGCAUACACAUCAAAUAUUUCCAAAAACAAAGUUCCUCCAGAGGUACCAAAACGAACUUCUUCGAUAUCGUUUCGGUCUUUAAGAGAUCAACAUCAAAAUUUAGCCCCUAAUACGCUUAACAAAAUGACCGAUAGUGGAAGCUUGUCAAGUGUUCAGUCUUCUGGCAGCGAUGGUAGUAUUUCUAGUCAAUCUCAUAAUAUGAAUCAAACCAACACUUCAGUUGACUCAUCAGUUGUGUCAAACUCUGCUGUGUCGUGGAAUAAAAAGUCUCAAAUUUCUGAUGUUAUAAGAAAACGGCAGUAUCGCAUUGGUCUCAAUCUUUUUAACAAGAAACCAUCUAAAGGAAUUAUUUACCUUGUUUGUAGAGGAUUUCUCGACAACUCUCCUCAUGCAGUAGCAAGGUUCUUGAUAUCUCGUAAAGGUCUUAGUAAGCAAAUGAUUGGAGAAUACUUGGGCGAUUUACAAAAUCCAUUUAAUGCAACUGUCUUGGAAUAUUUCGCACAAGAAAUAGACCUCUCAGGUAUGCAGGUAGAUGUUGCUCUGCGUAAAUUUCAGACUUAUUUUCGAAUGCCUGGUGAAGCUCAAAAAAUUGAAAGACUCAUUGAAGUGUUUAGCCACCGAUAUUGUCAUUGUAAUAGAGAUGUGGUAGCUAGGUUGAGGAACUUGGAUACAGUUUUUAUACUGGCAUUUGCAAUUAUAAUGCUUAACACUGAUUUACAUACACCAAAUUUAAAACCUGAACGACGCAUGAAAAUGAACGACUUUAUAAAAAAUCUUAGAGGUAUUGAUGAUUGUUGUGAUAUUGACCGAGAUAUGUUAGUUGGUAUUUAUGAGCGAAUAAAAGCAAAUGAGUUCAAACCAGGUUCAGAUCACGUUACCCAAGUCAUGAAGGUGCAGUCCACAAUAGUUGGGAAAAAGCCAAACUUGGCUUUGCCACAUCGUCGAUUGGUAUGCUAUUGUAGGUUGUAUGAAGUGAUUGAUGUUUAUAAAAAAGAACGCCCAGGUGUUCAUCAACGGGAAGUAUUCCUUUUUAACGAUCUUCUAGUCAUUACCAAAAUACUUUCCAAAAAGAAAAACUCUGUCACUUAUACAUUUCGCCAAAGUUAUCCUCUAAAUGGUUUAACCGUGUCAUUAUUUCAAAUGCCGCAUUAUCAAUAUGGUAUUAAACUUACACUACGACUCGACAACCGCUUGUUAAUAACAUUCAAUGCACGCAAUGAUCAUGACCGCUGUAAAUUUGUUGAAGAUAUUCGGGAAUCUAUUUGUGAAAUGGAUGAGAUGGAAAACUUAAGAAUUGAAUCUGAACUCGAACGACAUAGACAUGGUCAUAAUAAUAGAUCGACCAACAGUAAUUCAGAGAAUCGUGAUAGCGGAGUAGCAGAUAUUGAUUUAGGUCCAUUGCCUUCACCACCAGUGCGCAAUCUCAAACAAUAUCAUGAAGAUACAUUUGGUAACGGUCCACCAAAAAAACAAACAACACUAAAGCGCGCUGCCAUGACAGUCACUUAAAAUAUAAAAAAAUGUUAAACCAUUAACACUCCUGAAAAAAAGGAGUUUCUCAUUAACUUUUUUUAGCACUUAUGUAUUGUCUUUAAUUUUUUUGUUUUUUUUUUUUACCACACUUUUUUAAUAUAAAUAUAUAAUAAUAAUUUAUUCUUUCUAUAUUGGUAUGUCAAAUUAUGAAUUUAACGUAAUUAUUAUUAUUGUAAUAGUACAACACAGAAAUAUGUGUGUACAACAAAAGUUCAUAUAUAUUUGAAUAGAGCUUUGCCAAAUAUUUUUGCUUUAUACUACUUUAUAGAAGUAUAGUAUAGAUGGACAACGCCCAUGUAUGAAUUUGAUUCUCCUUUUUGGUGUAAUUUCAGAGUUAAAUCCAGAAAUUCCUGUAAAAUAGAGUUGCCAGUUUUAACACUAGCGUUGCCUAUCUAUAGUGUAUUUAAUUUAUGUAACUACGUCUACGUAAUAAUACAAUUAUUUAUUUAUAAUUAAUACUUGUUAAGUCAAACUUUUUAAUACUUUUUUUACUAGAUUUGCUGUGUGCUUGCUUUUCAUUUAUAAUUCAUAAUAAUUAUGUAUUCAAUUAUAAAAAUUAUAUGAAUUAGAUAUCGA
This is a messenger RNA of Adelges cooleyi (spruce gall adelgid), 3541 nucleotides long. RefSeq names its product IQ motif and SEC7 domain-containing protein 1 (gene siz). The transcript is spliced from 10 exons. Gene Ontology annotation, molecular function: protein binding; guanyl-nucleotide exchange factor activity. The coding region runs from base 458 to 2941 and encodes 827 amino acids. The record is from RefSeq and is a predicted model, not a curated record. NCBI's taxonomy places the organism in Eukaryota, Metazoa, Arthropoda, Insecta, Hemiptera, Adelgidae. Gene Ontology annotation, biological process: regulation of ARF protein signal transduction; actin cytoskeleton organization.